AAAACACACACAAACAGAGACACCUGUACACACACACAGACAUGUACAUACACACACAUACACACACAGAAACAUGUACACACACGCACAUUCAGACACAUGUAUACACACACAGACAACUGUACAGAUACACACAUGUACAUACACACAGACACAUGUACAAUUGUACAUGCAUACACAGACACACACAAAACACACACACACGUACACACACACACCCCCUCCAUAAAAAGUUGCAGUACAUCGUUGUUCACUCACAGAUCCGGGUACUGCACUCUAGGGGGAGGCAGAGAGCACAGCAUACAAUCCUUGCUUUGCUUUCACUGCGCUCAGCUAUUGAGUAGUCUGACGGCUCCCAGUACCAAUGACAGAUCUGGCAUGAGCUCCGAGCCUGCUCAGCAAGACGGCCCUGGGGGAGACACUCACCCCCACCAUAAGUUCCACUCGCCAUUGGCGAGCAGGGACGCCGAGUGGAAAUUUCAAGCCCUGGAUUACAGUGUAUUGUAUGUA
This is a messenger RNA of Staurois parvus, 510 nucleotides long. Lineage: Eukaryota; Metazoa; Chordata; Amphibia; Anura; Ranidae. The record is from the annotation of a GenBank genome assembly.